This is a messenger RNA of Fusarium oxysporum Fo47, 1548 nucleotides long. RefSeq names its product NmrA/HSCARG family protein. NCBI's taxonomy places the organism in Eukaryota, Fungi, Ascomycota, Sordariomycetes, Hypocreales, Nectriaceae. Bases 454 to 1449 code for a protein of 331 amino acids. The transcript is spliced from 4 exons. The record is from RefSeq and is a predicted model, not a curated record.
CGCAAGAAUCUCCCAUGGCAGUAUUUGGAGCGGAAUUAAUAAUCACAUCCACUCCCUACCAACACCGCACAAAGUGGGUGUCGUGCAAGCCACAGCCGCAAAGUAGUGCCAAGACAAAUGAUGAGAAACUCCAAUUCCAGCCUGCUGGCCUCUGGUUGGUCAAUUCGAUAUCACAACUGCUGGAAAUGGACCGUCGGAGUAAUCAAUAUCUUCAAUCGCCGACUCUUACGGUGGCCGCGUGCCCCGAGAUCACUUAUUCACAAAAUUGUGACGACAAUGGCAUCGUGAACUGCGGAGUUGGGUUUUGAUAUUGAGGGUAUCGUUCAGCUAUAUAAGAGUGGUCGUAUCUGUGAAGACGAAAAAUGUCUUAUCAUCAGCUUUCAAAUCAUCAACACUCAAUCAUAAGACGCAAUAUUUGAAUCAUACCCUUAUUCCUCCUAUUAAAUCAAAAGGAUGUCUUCUCCCAAGCUCAUUACUGUCUUUGGUGCCACUGGCUCUCAGGGCGGCAGUGUGGUGCAGUCCUUGCUUCAGAACAAGUCCCAAUCCUUCAAGAUCCGAGGAAUCACUCGCAAUCCUGAUUCCGAAAAGGCCAAGGCUCUCGCUGAGCAUGGCGUUGAGGUCGUCAAGGCUGACGGUCUGGUCAAGGAAGAGGUGAUUGAAGCUUUUAGGGGCAGCUGGGGAGUCUUUGCCAACACAAACUCGGAUGAUCCUUCAAUGAACCAAGAAGGUGGACCUACCGAACUUGAUAUCGGUAAGAGCCUCGUGGAUGCGGCCUCUGAGGCAGGAGUCCGUCACUUUGUGUAUAGCGGUAUGGCCUCUGCCUCUGAAACCACUGGAGGGGCGGUUCCCAGCAAGGCUUUCGACAUGAAGCAUGCUGUUGGAGAACAUGCAAAGCGCAAGGGGUUUGAGACUGUCAACGUUGUCAGCCCAGGCUGGUACAUGGAGAAUCAUCUUGUGGAAGAUUUUGCCCCAGCAUUGGGCGGCUUCCCUUUCACUACUGAUGAGGAGAGGUACCUCACCCUCCAUGUUCCGCGCUGGGGCGGCAAUGAAGAGAUUCCCUUCAUUUCGAUUGGAGAUGACUAUGGUGAUCUUGUUCAUGGCAUCUUCCUCGAUCCCAAGAAGUACAACGGGCGUCUUGUCCAAGGUAUCAGCGCCAGCGAGACAGCUGAGAAGCUUGUUUCCGAAUUUGAAAAAGUGACAGGAAACAAGGCUCGAUUCGUGCCCAUCGAGAACUGGAAGACCAUGGAGACUUACGGCGACCAAUCCUUUGAGACUGUCAAGGACAUGUUCGGUUUCUGUCAGUACUCUGGCGGCUUGUACUAUGGAGUUCCUAAUGAUUUGAGCCCUGCUGCUGAGCUGAAGGCGAAGGCGGCUGAGGCUAAGAAACAGUCGGGCGGUGCUAAGUUGAUGACUCUUGAGGGAUUCUGGGAGAAGUAUUUCGCUUCUUGAUCGUCGGCAACGAUGCUUUUGGAUAGAAUGGAACGCGGUUUGAUUCAGGAGAGCUCAAUCCUUGAUCUGCAAUAGUCCGUUAUCAGUCUUUGACCAUAG